This is a messenger RNA of Scomber scombrus (Atlantic mackerel), 1950 nucleotides long. It is a transcript of the gene atf3, whose product is annotated as activating transcription factor 3. Lineage: Eukaryota; Metazoa; Chordata; Actinopteri; Scombriformes; Scombridae. The record is from RefSeq and is a predicted model, not a curated record. The transcript is spliced from 4 exons. Gene Ontology annotation, cellular component: nucleus. Bases 107 to 766 code for a protein of 219 amino acids. Gene Ontology annotation, biological process: regulation of transcription by RNA polymerase II. Gene Ontology annotation, molecular function: DNA-binding transcription factor activity, RNA polymerase II-specific; RNA polymerase II cis-regulatory region sequence-specific DNA binding.
AGAGAGAGAGAGAGAGAGAGAGGAGCGACUUUACAAAAAGAAAACAACACACCGGAGAUCUACACUUUUUUACUUCAUCUGAACAGCCUCCCAAAGCUUUAAGAGAAUGAUGCUGCAGCACUCGGGUCCCUCGCUGGCUGACAUCAGCUGCUCUGCCAUGGUGCCCUGCCUCUCCCCGCCGGGCACGCUCACCCUGGAUGACUUCACCAACUUCACACCCAUCGUGAAAGAGGAGCUCCGGCUGGCCAUCCAGUCCAAGCGGCUGUCCAACGGCCUCAGCGCCGACAUCAGCUCGGACGGUGCCAGCUCCAGCUCGGACCGAGGCUUCGAGGAGCUCGGUCAUUCCAGACCCAAGAGAGAGGUGACAGGUGAGGAGCACGACAGGAGGAAGAGGAGGAGAGAGAGGAACAAGAUCGCUGCCGCCAAGUGUCGCAACAAGAAGAAGGAGAAGACAGAAUGUUUGCAGAAGGAAUCGGAGAAGCUGGAGAGUCACAACGCUGACCUGAAGGCUCAGAUCGAGGAGCUGAAGCAGCAGAAGCAGCAGUUGGUCUACAUGCUCAACCUGCAUCGGCCCACCUGCAUCGUCCGAGCCCAGAACGGCCAAACGCCCGAGGACGAGAGGAACCUCUUCCUCCAGCACAUCAAGGAAAGCAGCUUACAACUCCAAAACCUCACCUCCUCCAUCACCACGUGCACCUCUACUGUGGCGCCUCUGGACGCAGGACUUCUGUCGCUCGACCACAUUCAUUGCCCCGGUCAUCAAUAGGUGGUCAGUUCCCUGAGACUUACAAAUCUUCCACCUGCUGCUACACAUGUUGAGGCGCAGGGGGGGGGGGGAGGGGAGCCGCCACAAAGACUUAUGACCCGAGAAUGACAGUGAAUUAUGAUGGAAGCCGCCUUUCUGGAGAAAUCCAGGGUGUCAUGCACCGUCCAUAAAGCUGCUAGAGAGAGCACCUUCCCACUCCCUGAAAUCGUAGCUGCUGACGGGACAGAAAGUGACACACACACACACACACAGCGGUCAGCAUCUUUACGUGCAUUGUGUAUUUCUUUUAAAAACAUCACAACCAGUCAGAGCCAAGGAGAGUCGACAGAGCACUAAAAAAACCAUCCACUGCAGAUUGAAAGAGUUUGAUUUAAUGUCUUUUUUUGUUUUUUGUACCAAAGCACGAUUUCAAGGUGAUCAAGGCACAUAAUUUCACUGUUCACCCGCAAAGAAAGUAGACGCACGUUGACUGGGUGAGUGUGUACAGACAUUGGAGUGUGUUUGAGCUACUUCAACAAAAAAGAAAAAGAAAAGAAAAAGACAUUGUUGUUUGUGCUUUAGUGUAUAGAAAAUAGUAUAUUUAUUAUAGUAACUGCUGUAUGACCUGCUGUUGCCAAGGCAACCCUGUCUGCUUGUCAUUUAUACCACAUGAACUACUAAAUCUGCUGCUACUAACCACUCAGGAUUUAUACUGGCUGUAGAAGUCGAUUUUUUUUUUGUGUGUGUUAUUGCCUCAAAUAAUCCCAAAAACAGUGAGUACAUGACAAGUUGUUUGCUUUAAAAUCAGGAUAUCAGUAGCAGUCACAUUAAGGGAGUGUAUUUAGCAGGCAGGGAUUGUAUUUCUGCACUUAAAGAAAAUGCGUAGUUCAAAUUUAUAAUCUAUAUAUGCAGAUGAUACCUUACUUUUCGUAGCAAUCUUUGAAAUUCGCUGGCAAACCAAAGCGAAGAGAAAAAACGAAUACUGCAUAGUUUCACUUUUAUCACUGCAUUCCCUCUUAACAGAGCUAGUGUUGCUUGAACAUCCUCCAUGACGAUGAAGCUCCACGAGUAUAUAUGUGUGUGUGUUAUUUUUCAGAUGUGUUGUUUUUCUACCUAAAAAAAAAUCUUGUAUAUCCUAUGUGACCGCGCAUUAACUCUGUGCUUCUUUAUGUAAACACCGGAUGCCUCUUUUGGUCUUGACAGAG